Messenger RNA from Annulohypoxylon maeteangense, 822 nucleotides. Its product is annotated as putative NEDD8 conjugating enzyme. The record is from RefSeq and is a predicted model, not a curated record. The transcript has 3 exons. NCBI's taxonomy places the organism in Eukaryota, Fungi, Ascomycota, Sordariomycetes, Xylariales, Hypoxylaceae. Bases 235 to 795 code for a protein of 186 amino acids.
CAACGUUGUAACUUCUUAAAGCAUUCGAUUGUGUCUUAUCACGAGACAACGUUAACGCUCUAACUUCUCCCUAACAGACAGUUUCUUAAUUUUGGUCAAGAUUACAAAUCGACGGUGGCUUUGAUAAUCUACCCUCUACCAUUCAUUUCCAUAUAAAUCGCCUUUUACCGCUUCAUCGGAGACGUUUGUCACUCAUUCAACCCCCCAAUUAUAAUCUAUCACACAACCGCCAAGAUGUUAAAGAUCUGGUCUAUGAAAUCGGCCCAGCAAAAAGCCGACAACGCGGAUGGCGCAGCUGGCAAGAAGAAGAAGGUAACACCUGCUCAGCUUCGGGUGCAGAAAGAUCUUUCCGAGCUAUCCUUGGGCUCGACCAUGAAGACAAUAUUUCCCGACCCCGAUGAUAUCCUCAACUUUAUCCUCGAGAUCAACCCCGACGAAGGCAUUUACCACGGCGGCCGAUUUACCUUUACUUUCACUAUGGGACCGAACUAUCCGCAUGAGCCUCCCAAAGUGCGCUGCCAGCAGAAGAUCUACCAUCCAAAUAUCGACCUUGAGGGCAAGGUGUGCCUGAAUAUUCUGCGCGAGGACUGGAAGCCUGUACUGAACCUUAAUGCCGUUAUCGUUGGAUUACAGUUCCUAUUCCUUGAGCCGAACGCCUCGGAUCCUCUUAAUAAGGAAGCUGCCGAUGACCUACGAGCAAGCAGAGAGGUCUUCCGCCGAAAUGUUCGUUCAACCAUGAGCGGUGGUUCCAUAAGAGGGGUAUUAUACGACCGCGUGAUGACUGGGCGAACAUAGCGUGCUCCGACGCAUUAGACAAAAUGA